UGACAUAUAUAUAUUUCUGAUACAGCUAACAUCAAGCACAUAUAAUUCUACAUAUCAUCAGAGACGUCUCUCUGCAAGAGAGGAAUAACACUUACUCAUACUCGUCUCUGCUACUGGUGUUACUGCAUCAUCAUUCAUUUUUCAUUAUAUCUGAAAGAAAAUGGUAUUUUUAACUGCGCAAUUAUUUAUAAGAAGUCGAGGUCCCGAUGAAUUCUGGCGAAAACGUCAAAUAUUUAAGCUCGCUGCGCAUUAUAUUGGAAGGAGAAGAAAUUGCUAUAGUAUAGCCAUUAGAAAUGUACACAGAGCAUUAUUAAAAUCUACAAUAGGAAGGCAGAUUAAAAAAGACGAUAUGAAAGAGCUUUGGGAAACCAGAAUAAAUUGUGCAGCAAAGGAACAUAAUAGUAAUGUAAAGGUUCUAUUGGAAGGAUUAAGCAGAUGUAAUAUUUUAUUAAAUCGUAAAUCUUUAUCAACAUUGGCUAUUUGGGAACCACGAACAUUUAAAUGUUUAUCGGAUAUUGCUUGUGCAAAAACAAAACUAGGAGGAUUUAAAAGAGUUGCUAAUAAAUCUGUGCCUGAAACUGUUAUAGUUAAAGGAUUAAUUGACGAACUGGAUUGAUAAAAUUAUUGCAAAAUAAAUAAUUAAACUUA
Messenger RNA from Bombus pyrosoma, 648 nucleotides. It is a transcript of the gene mRpL20, whose product is annotated as 39S ribosomal protein L20, mitochondrial. NCBI's taxonomy places the organism in Eukaryota, Metazoa, Arthropoda, Insecta, Hymenoptera, Apidae. The coding region runs from base 161 to 616 and encodes 151 amino acids. The transcript has 4 exons. The record is from RefSeq and is a predicted model, not a curated record. Gene Ontology annotation, molecular function: structural constituent of ribosome; rRNA binding. Gene Ontology annotation, cellular component: ribosome. Gene Ontology annotation, biological process: translation; ribosomal large subunit assembly.